Maudiozyma saulgeensis is the source of this 768-nucleotide messenger RNA. Lineage: Eukaryota; Fungi; Ascomycota; Saccharomycetes; Saccharomycetales; Saccharomycetaceae. The record is from the annotation of a GenBank genome assembly.
AUGGAAUCGAGGCAUUUGACCCACAUGAGACAAGCUGUGAAGCUUGCUAAAUAUGCUCUAGACCAUAACGAAACACCGGUUGCUUGUAUAUUUGUAUAUGAACCGACAGAUGAGAUUAUUGCAUAUGGUAUGAAUGAUACAAAUAAGUCACAUACAGGUAUUGCUCAUGCAGAAUUUAUGGGAAUAGAUCAAAUACAAGAAAAAUUCGGUGCAGAGAAUUUGGUAGAAAUAUUUAAGGAUACUGUAUUAUAUGUUACUGUUGAACCUUGUAUAAUGUGUGCAUCGGCUUUGAAACAAUUGGGAAUCAAAAGGGUAUAUUUUGGUUGUGGUAAUGAAAGGUUUGGUGGUAAUGGUACUGUUUUGACGAUAAACAAAGAUCAUUCUACAAUAUCAUUAAAUGAAAAUAAAACUUAUGAUGCUAUACCUGGAAUAUAUCGUAAGGAGGCAAUAAUGUUAUUAAGAUAUUUUUAUGUAAGAGAAAAUGAUCAUGCACCCAAACCAAAAGUGAAAAAGGAAAGAAUCUUGGAUAAAGAGACUUUCCCUCCUAUAAUUUGGUCUUCAUAUAUUGAUAGAUCAUUGUUUGGUCAAGAGUUUGGCUUAGAAAACUUAGUACAUUUUGAUGAAAAUACUGAUCUUGCUGGUAUUUCUAAUCAUGGAAUAGAUUGGAAAUUAAUAGAUGAUUCAUGUGAUGAUAUAGUAGAUACGUUGGAGAUUACUAGACAAAAGGCUCAAAUAAAUAUUCAUAAACGUAUUAAAAGUACUAAAUAA